UGCUUCUUCUAUCCCCUCCCUCUAUCUGUCUGUUUCUCUUUCUUUCUCUCUCUCUCUCUCUUUCUCUCUCCCUAAUCUCUCAGUGAAAUCUUCAACACUUAAGAACUUCUUAAGUGUUUCUGUUACUUUUUGUUUUGUUAAGCAACAAAGUGAACGAAGACCCCCAGCAUCAACAACCAGUUUUUAAAAAAACCCUUUUUUUCUUAACUCAACUCUAUAUUAUUCAAGCAAUCUUUAACUAACCAAGUCGUCUGAAAUUUUGUAAGUAGAUGAUACAAGAAGCACAUCGUCUGGACGAAUGCGGAAUCGUCUACUCAGUCUGCUAAAAAUAAUACUGUGAAUACUCGGAUUCUCGAAGCACUCUGGAGAAAAAAGUCGCAUGCGGUCACAGUCCGAAACCGUGAUCACAGGUCCGUUGGAUAAGAGCUAACCUGCAGCUAUACAGCACACGGAGACUAUCGAUAUCGUAGCCGUAGUCGUUUUCAUUUUGUCAUCAUCAUCAUCAUCGUCGUCAUCAUCAUCAUCAUCAUCAUCAUCAUCAUCUCAUCAUCAUCUCAUCAUCAGCAUCAUCAUCAUCAAGACGGAAAAACUAUAUCUCCGUCGCCACUGUCGCUGUUACAUACUACUACUACUACUACUACUACUACUACUACUACUACUACUACUACUACUACUGAGACUUCGUGCUUCGGACACUGAUCGCUUUUAAGUGAUUGCUGUGAUAGUAACAGCAGAAAUACUUACUUACUUUACUGUAUUAAACGGUAGCAACGACAGCGAUCGCAGUUUGUUAUAUCAUCAGCUCCGACAACGCCAUCGAUUGCCGUAGCAGCAAAAACACAUCAUCACCACACCAUCGCCACCACCACCACCACCACCACCAACAACAACAACAACAACAACAACAACAACAACAAACAUUCCAGCAAUUUAUCUGUUGUUAACAUCAGUGGCAGUUACAUAGCAAGCCUGCUACCAUCACCGUCGCUAGAACAGCAUUAGCUCUGGUAUUUCUUGCGUUUACUUCAUUCAUUGUAUUGCUGCAGCAACGGCCCAAACGAGGUCGGGUGUCUAGCGAAAUGUCUCUUAAAACUGACGACAGCGGUCUCACAUGGAGGACAGCAGGUGGACAAACAGAGACAAUCCCUUUUGCCGAUGUCAUAAAAAUUUGCUACCAAGAUGAACCUGACACAAAGAAAACAAGUUCUACCAGUAAGAAAGUCAAUUAUUUUGGUAAGACAAAAGGAUCCCCUAGUAUAAAAAAAUGUGCUGCAGACUUGACAGAUGAUACUCCUGUUAAAACAGAGCCUGUCAAUGACUCCAGGGACAAGCUCAGCUCUGUCAAGCAUAGUGUUGAGGACAGUGAAAAGAUGGUUGCACCAGCAGUGGAGGAUCUUAAGUUAAUUGAUAGCAACAGUCAAACUUUAGUGCUGUCAUAUAUCAAACAUGGUGCAAACAGGCGCAUGUUCAUCUCAGAAGAGAACUUCACAAUGGAACCACAAGAAUCACAAGAAGUACUUCAGACAGUGAAGGAACGCUUGAAGAAUGUUCAGCGACCUCGUAAACUCAUGGUUCUAGUCAACCCCUAUUCUGGAGCAGGAAAUGCCUCAAAGAUACUUUCCUCUGCUAAGUCUAUAUUUGAAAUUGCUGGAAUAAGCUGCGAUAUCACAAUUUUAUCUGAAACAAAUGACCUACCAACUGUUAUACAGAACAAGGAUCUAGCUCAAUUCAAUGGUGUAGUAGUAGUUGGAGGAGAUGGUUCAGUAAGUCAAACAGUGACUUGCCUGAUGCAAAAAGUUCAGAAGGAUGAUAGCAUUGAAGUAGAUGAUCCACCAUCAAAUCCGGGAAAGCAGUGUCCCUUACCUAUUGGAAUUAUACCUGCUGGUACUGGUAACAUGAUGGUAAAGAUGUUACACGGCAAUGAUGAUAUCAUAACAGCAACACUUCACAUAAUACGAGGAUUUCACCAAUCCAGCAACAUGUACAGCAUUUAUCAAGAUGGUGAAUUAUCCCUGUAUUCGGUCCUCAUGAUAGGCUUUGGAUUUUCAGGAGAGUUAAUCAAGUCCUCUUUGAGCAAGAAAUGGAUGGGUUCUGCCAAGUAUUUGUUUUCGCUGUUGGCCUGUUUAUUUUCAAAACGACAACCUCUGAAGUUGAAGCUGUCCUACAGAUUAGUUCGGGACACUGAUACCAGUUGUGAAAUUGAUGGAGACACCGACAACAUCAACGCAAGCAGAGCAAAUGAGGAAGAGGAAAAAUGGGUAACUAUUGAAGAUGACGUCCAAGGAAUUGAAAGUUUUUUGGUGUCCCUCAUGGAAUCUGGUCCCACGUUGAAGUACAGCUUUGGUGAGAAUAGUGGCCAGCUAUUCAUUAUAAAAAAAUGUUCCUUAGGUGAACAUAUGAAGUUUUACAGUCAUUUGAAGAAUAAUAAACCAUCUGUGUUUGGCCUGAAUUAUGUAGACUGUGUACAGAUGUCCUCAUGUAGGAUCGAACUUGUUGAGCCAAACCUCAUCAGCAAUCGAAAUGUGUACCUGAACUGUGAUGGGGAGUUAUUAACUAUAACAUCAAAUGUAAUUGAUAUCAGGUUUCAUUAUUGUGGCUUGAGGAUAUUUAGCAGUCCAACUUAAAGACAUUAUAUCAGUGGAAGAAUUACAUACGUGAAGACAGCACCCGUACUCUGUUUGAUUUAAAAUCAUAGGGCACAUCAUACCGACUAAAAUUUUAUAUAUAUGCAUACAUAUAUGUGCAUGUACGUAUAUACGCAUGUAUGCUUAUCUGUUUGUGUCUGUGUAUGCAUAUAUAUAAUACGGAUGGCUUACCCUUUUACUCUUUUACUUGUUUCAGUCAUUUUGUCUGUGGCCAUGCUGGGGCACCGCCUUUAGUCGAGCAAAUCAACCCCAGGAUUUAAUCUUUGUAAGCCUAGUACUUAUUCUAUCGGACUCUUUUUGCCAAACCACUAAGUUACGGGGAUGUAAAUACACCAGCACCGGUUGUCAAGCGAUGUUGAGGUGACAAACACAGACACACAAACACACACUCAUAUAUAUAUACAUAUACAUAUAUAUGACGGUCUUCUUUCAGUUUCCGUCUACCAAAUCCACUCACAAGGCUUUGGUCAGCCCGAGGCUAUAGUAGAAGCUACUUACCACACAGCCACUCCUGCGCCUUGUUAGUAAUUUUUCAACCAAAAGGCUAAAAUAUAUGUCACUAAAGCAAUUGAGAGUGCUAUUCAACACCAUUAUUGCUAGAAAUAAGAGUCAAAAAACAACUCAUAAUUACAAUAACACACCAUCUUAUUUAUAUAUAUAUAUACAUAUAUAUAUAUAUAUUGACUUUUAAGUUUCUAUAGAUUUCCUAUAGAAUUCAGAAACAGGUCUGCAAGUUGUGAAGUUUUGUAUCUUAAUACAUCUUUGUUUUCAUAGAUGUAUUUCUUUAUGAAAUAUCAUAAUUUGCAGUGCAGUGUCAGGGCUGAGUUCUAUCAGAAAUUUAUAAACUCAAAAGUGAGUAUACUGCACUGCUAACAUAAGAUAAGACACAACAUUGACUUGUAAACCUUUUAAUAUACUUGGUAGUAUGUUUUGGUUGCAAAACAAAACACAGUGACCUUGCCAGCUUUUAAUAUAUAUAUAUAUAUAUAUAUAUUGAUAAUGAUAGAAAGAAAAAUUAGUUAGAAGUAAUGGAGACAUCACUUCUUUAUUUAUUUAUAUACAGAUAUAAAAAGUCUUUGAAUUUUGCUAAGGAAAUAAAAUAAAAUACUGAUUGACUUCCCAAACAAAAUGUGACCCUUAGGAAAAUUCAAAGGCUUUUAAAUAGAAAAAGAAAGAAAAGAUACCUCCAAUACAGCUAAUGUUUCUUUCUGUCAUUAUUAAUAUAUGAUUCUGUUCAUUACCAUUACCCUUUAUUUGUACAUAUACAUACAUUAUUAAUAACCUGCUGUUAGAACUCAAUACAUAUAUGCUUCAGAAUAAAGUGUGAGACAAACACAGAGUGUAAUAUGAAAUUAAUGGAAUGACAAAGGAACAGGAGUUAUGUACUCAACUUCAUUAGCUUCUCAUCAUUCACAUCUUUAUCUGGCCUAUCCCAUGACCCAUACACUUCUUUCCGUGACUCUCUAAGGAUUCGUCACCACACUGUCUAUUCCUCUCUUCCAGUCCCCUUUCCCUUACAUCUUCCGUCCAUGCUCACCGAUAUAAUUCACUAAUUUAAAUUUUUCGCAUACUUUUUCUAGAAAGUUAUUGGCCGUCUUCCGUCCUUUUUGAUAGGUCAUGAUUUUGUCUUGUUGGAAUUCCAGCAAACUGCCUCACUUGACUAGCCUACGGUAAGUGAUGGUUUAGUCACCAAUGACCUGACCCUGUAACAGGUUGUACUGGAUUAUAUGUUACUAAUAGCAUUCAUAAGAGACCUAACUAUAUAUAUAUAUAUAUAUGUAUAUAUAUAUAUACAUAUAUAUAUACAUAUAUAUAUAUGUACAUAUAUAUAUAUAUAUAUAUAUAUAUAUAUAUAUAUAUAUAUAUAUAUAUAUACAUACCUACACACACUCAUACAGAUGUAGAGGAGUCAUGAACUGUUCAACUGGCCAGCAUUCAGAGAUUAUAAACAAUGGAAUGGACUCAUAGACUACAAGCAUGAUCACAUAAUUGAAGACAACAGUGCUUUGGAAGCUAAAGCUAAACAUUAUGAAAAAUAUAUCAUUGCACUAAGAAUUAAACCUUUAAAUCUUCAGCCAUUCAUCAUUAUGAAAUUACAGCUCCCACUCUAAGUGGAUUUUGCAAAGACAAUCAAUAAAUUUCAAUGUCAAUCAUUGAAUAAAAUAAGUAUUUGACUGAUACAAUUACAUUGUUAAUUGUAUGCCACUUUAUCAAGAAAAAUAUAGUUACACUAGCAAAAAAGUCAGAAACAUUGUAUACACUAAAGAUUUAAAACUAUUUUCCGCAUCAAGAUAUUUAAUCCAGAUAAACUUAUGGAUGCAUAGUAUCCAUGCUGCACUCCAUUUUAUUAUACAUCAGAUAAUUAGCAACAGGCUUGCUAACUGACAUUAAUCUAUGUUAAUUAACUUUUAAUCAAUGAAACUUUCUAAUUUUUUUCGUCGCCUUAUUUACUAUCUUUUAUACAUUUCCUUUUUCAUAUCACCAUCAUUAAUAAUGAUAACUGCUGUGAAGGGGAUGCCAGCAAACGAGUGACUAUACACUUGGUUUAACUGUACAGUGAUGCUAUCAUUGACUUAUGGGAAUACUUUUUUUCUCUGCUAUUUACACAUGUCAUAUAUAUAUCAAUAUCUUUUUCUCCCUUCUGGAAAAUUGUCACACAAAAUAUGAGUAUAAUGAAUGAGUAUUUUGAAUUAAAAAAAAAUAUUCACAAUGGUA
Octopus bimaculoides (California two-spot octopus) is the source of this 5360-nucleotide messenger RNA. Its product is annotated as ceramide kinase. The record is from RefSeq and is a predicted model, not a curated record. Lineage: Eukaryota; Metazoa; Mollusca; Cephalopoda; Octopoda; Octopodidae. Gene Ontology annotation, molecular function: lipid kinase activity. Gene Ontology annotation, biological process: phosphorylation; sphingolipid metabolic process.